AUGGAUGAUAAUGUUUUUACCAUCAACAACAGACAUACGUUCUUCUCCAACUCCACCAGAAGCAGAAUAGUCCACCAUGUUCUCCAACGCACCAAGUAUGAGGACGGGAAGUCUAAGAUGGGUAUCAAUAGGUUACUGGGCAAUGGGACAUAUGAGGCUGCAUUUCCUCCGCACGAGGGUGGAUACAAGAGCAGACACCCUAUUAAGACCCACGGUGCCCAGAACCACAGACACCUGCUGUACGAGAGGUGGGCUCGUUGGGGAAUGUGGUACAAGUACCAGCCUCUCGACCUUAUCAGGCGUUACUUUGGGGAGAAGAUUGGGCUGUACUUUGCCUGGCUGGGUUGGUACACUGGCAUGCUGAUCCCGGCAGCUCUUGUGGGUCUCCUCGUUUUCCUCUACGGAUUCCUUACCAUGGACACCAGCCAAGUCAGUAAAGAGAUCUGUGAGCCCCAACACUACUAUCAUGUGUUCCUAUGUGUGAGCGAGAACUGCAACACCUGGAAACUCAAAGUGACCCAUCUCUUUGACAAUGGAGGAACUGUGUUCUUUGCUAUCUUUAUGGCAAUAUGGGCCACGGUGUUCCUGGAGUUCUGGAAGAGGAGGAGGGCGGAGCUGACUUAUGACUGGGACCUCAUCGACUGGGAGGAGGAAGAGGAGAAUCUGCGGCCCCAGUUCGAAGCCAAGUACUCCCGAGUAGAGAGAGUAAACCCUAUCUCUGGCAAGCCGGAGCCAUUCCAACCCUUCACUGACAAACUCAGCAGACUCAUGGUCUCUGUGUCCGGCAUCUUCUUCAUGGUAUCUCUCUGGCUGACUGCAGUGUUUGCGGUGGUGGUGUUCCGACUGAUUGCCAUGGAGAAGUUUGCAUCGUUCGACUGGGAGUUUGUCAAGAAAGAACUGGCAGUUUGCCACCUCUGGCACGGAGUCUGUAUCAACUUCAUGAUCAUCAUGUCUCUCAAUGUGGUAUAUGAAAAGGUGGCCUAUCUGCUCACAAAUUUAGAACACCCACGGACUGAGUCAGAGUGGGAGAACAGUUUUGCUCUCAAGAUGUUUCUCUUCCAGUUUGUUAACUUGAACAGCUCUACCUUCUAUAUUGCAUUCUUCCUUGGAAGGUUCGCCGGCAGACCAGGGAAAUAUAAUAAACUGUUUAACAGAUGGAGACUGGAGGAGGUGAGUGGAGUCAGGAAGCACAACAACAAUAAAAACAGAGCUGUGUCCUAA
Salvelinus sp. IW2-2015 is the source of this 1221-nucleotide messenger RNA. Lineage: Eukaryota; Metazoa; Chordata; Actinopteri; Salmoniformes; Salmonidae. The record is from RefSeq and is a predicted model, not a curated record.